Messenger RNA from Aspergillus chevalieri, 3372 nucleotides. It is a transcript of the gene RAD2, whose product is annotated as ssDNA endodeoxyribonuclease RAD2. The record is from RefSeq and is a predicted model, not a curated record. Gene Ontology annotation, molecular function: single-stranded DNA binding; DNA endonuclease activity. Gene Ontology annotation, cellular component: nucleus. Gene Ontology annotation, biological process: nucleotide-excision repair. Bases 1 to 3372 code for a protein of 1123 amino acids. The transcript has a single exon. NCBI's taxonomy places the organism in Eukaryota, Fungi, Ascomycota, Eurotiomycetes, Eurotiales, Aspergillaceae.
AUGGGUGUAACCGGGCUGUGGACAGUCGUCCAGCCCUGCGCACGACCUAUCAAACUCGAAACGCUCAAUAAACGGCGCCUAGCAGUUGAUGCGUCAAUUUGGAUAUACCAGUUCCUUAAAGCGGUGCGAGACAAAGAAGGCAAUGCGCUGCGCAAUUCUCACAUUGUUGGAUUCUUCCGCCGGAUAUGCAAACUUCUAUACUUUGGGAUUAAACCUGUCUUUGUCUUCGAUGGCGGGGCACCGCUGUUGAAAAGGCAGACUAUCGCUAGUAGACAUAAGAGACGGGAGGGGCGGAGAGAGGAUGCUGCGAGGACGGCAGGGAAGUUACUUGCUGUGCAGAUGCACAGGAGUGCAGAGGAAGAGGCGGCACGGCAUAGGAAUAGGGCGGCUAGGGAAGAAGAGGAGGUUCCUGAUAACCCAGUGUAUGCUGAAGAGGCAUUCAUGACGGACAGGGAGAAACGACAGGCUCGGCAGUUUAGGAAGAAGGACGCCUAUCAUCUUCCGGAACUUGAAAUCUCGCUUGAGCAGAUGGGUGCGCCGAAUGAUCCGCGUAUUAUGUCUCAUGAGGAACUAGAGGAGUAUGCGCAGCAGUUUUAUAGGGGUGAAGAGAUCAAUCUCUACGACUUUUCUAAGAUCGACUUUGACAGUCCGUUCUUUAUGAGUCUGCCCGCUACCGAUCGGUAUAAUAUCCUUAAUGCUGCGAGGCUCAGGAGUCGACUGCGUAUGGGCUAUUCCAAGGAACAGUUAGACAACAUGUUCCCGGACCGCAUGGCGUUCUCCAAGUUCCAAAUCGAACGUGUGAAGGAAAGAAACGAUUUGACGCAACGACUGAUGAACAUCAACGGCAUGAAUGGGAUGGAUGCUUUCUACGACUCGGGACAAAGGAUUGCAGGAGAACGUGGCAAGGAGUAUGUUUUGGUGAAAGACCCCACCAACGAGGGCGGUUGGGUACUUGGUGUCGUGGGCAACAAGGAUGAAGGCGGGGCUGAAAAGCCUAUUGAUGUUGACCAAUACGGACAGCAAGAGGUGUUUCCUGACAUGAGAGAGUCGGAUGAUGAGGGGGGUUUCGAGGAUGUGCCUAUUGAAGGGCUGAACAGACUCCCGAGGUUAUCGUUUCUUCAGAAGGGUGCCUUUGACGAGUCGAUUAAGGCUCAACGAGAGGUACCUGAUGCAGUCGAGGACGAUUCGCUUUUUGUACAAAGUGACCUGGAAGAUCGCCAUGGUAUUGACAAUAUCUUCGAGGACGGGAACGAAGAUGAAGACCUUCAGAAGGCGAUUGCGAUGUCAUUAGAAGCAGCUACGGAAGCUCAAGAGCACGAUGAUCUCCCAGAGAUUUCAAUCAAUUCUAAUACUACAGCACCGGCACCACUUGGAUCAACGGAACCCAGUUUUAUGCCUCCGGAGAGCGAUGGUGAGGAAAUGGAUUUCGCGGCUGCACUAGCGCAGACAAAACGACCGAAAAGAGACGCACCGCACCCCGUGCCUGCUAAUCCAUUCGGAGGACCCUUGCCAUUCGAAUCCAUCAAACUCAAGCCAAGUGCAGAAAAGCGGCAAGACAAGGCCAUUGACGAAGAUGCGGGUGGUUUUGUGAAAGAGCCUGCUCCGUCUACUGGAAAAGGCAAGGAGCAGUUGCCGCUGCCGCCGUGGUUCUCUGCUGAACACACGAGUGCCGAGUUUGUCCCUGACAAAGUCGAUAAUACUUCGCUGGAGGGCUACCGGGACAGCAUCAUGACACCGAACCGUCAGUCAUUGAAGGAUUAUCGGUCGCCGGAUGUCAUUGACGUUGAUCAGGAGCCAGAGUCCAAGGAAGUGAUUGAUCUUGAGGCUCCCGCAGAGAAGGGAACUGCUGAAGCUACUGGACUACCAACUGCAGACAAAGAAAAUGUUACAAACGUGGCGCCGGAAGAGGCUCAAAUAUUGCUGCCACAAGAGGAUGACAUUACAGACGAAAAGCCUUACGAAGGACCUACAGAAACUAAGAAGCCAAGCCCCGUCGUUCAAGAGGACAUUGGACGUAUAGAGCCAUCCCCGUCGCCGGAGUUCGAGGAUGUUACAAUCCAGCCACAAAAAGCACCUAGCAUUGAAUUUAAGCCUCAACCACUUGCUGAGUUUAAUCAGCAAGAUUCCCUCUUUGUAGAAGAAGGAGAUGAAGAAAGAGAGCAACAGGAAACUGCGAUUGAUCUAGAGGAUGAAGACUUGAUGCGACAACUUGCAGCAGAAGACGAGGAACAUGCUCGCUUCGCAGCCACGCUGAAUCCCACAGUACCUGGCCAAAGUGCUGCAGAGUACGAACAAGAACUCAAACAGCUGCGCUCCCAGCAGAAGAAGGAUCGCAGAGACGCAGACGAGGUUACACAAGUCAUGAUCUCUGAAUGUCAGCAGUUGUUGACGCUUUUUGGGUUGCCGUAUGUUACCGCGCCUAUGGAAGCCGAGGCGCAAUGCGCAGAGCUGGUCUCCCUCGGCCUUGUCGACGGUAUCAUCACCGACGACAGCGAUAUCUUUCUCUUUGGAGGAACGCGCGUGUACAAGAAUAUGUUCAAUCAGAGCAAGUUUGUGGAAUGUUAUCUAACAUCAGACAUGGAGAAGGAAUACGCGCUUCACCGGAAGAAACUCAUCAGCUUCGCCCAUCUCCUCGGAAGCGACUACACGGAAGGCAUCCCAGGAAUAGGGCCCGUGACAGCACUAGAAAUCCUCACUGAAUUCUCCAGCCUCGAAGAAUUCCGCGACUGGUGGACACAAGUCCAACUAGGCACAGAUAUGUCCACCUCCACCCACCAAACCUUCUACAAGAAAUUCAAGAAACACGCCUCCAAAAUCUUCCUUCCCCGCUCCUUCCCCGACACUCGCGUGGAAGACGCCUACCUCAAGCCCGAAGUCGACUCCGACCCAUCCCUAUUCCAAUGGGGCGUGCCCGACCUGUACGGACUCCGAAACUUCCUCAUGGCCACGAUUGGAUGGAGCCAGGAACGCACGGACGAGGUUCUGGUGCCGGUGAUCCGCGAUAUGAAUAAACGGGAGCAGGAAGGGACGCAGGCUAAUAUUACGAGCUUUUACCAUGGGCCCACGGGGGCGGGGGCAUUUGCGCCGAGGGUCCGGAAUGGGGGGAAGAGUCGGAUGGAAAACGCGUUUAGUCGACUGCGACAGGAGGCUGCUACGGGUCAGAUUGUUAAUGGAGAUAUCAUUGAUGCUGAUGUCGAUGUCGCUGUCGAUGCAACAUCGGGAGACAACCCUUCUCCACGUUCCCCUUCUCCUGGGCGUACCUCGGGGCGGAAGGGCAAGGGAAAGGGGACGAAGCGAGGCACCACCACCGCGUCCCAGGUCGAUGAUGAAGCGACAAGUAAAAAGCGGAAAACCAGACGGAGCAAAAAUUGA